UCUGUCUGGGACAAACAGCCCACACAAGCACCAAAGACUUGUUAGUAAAGAGUGAGACACGCCCGUCAGCAGCCUGCUUUGGCUCGUCCUGUCUAACAGGUUUGUCGUGUCAGGCCUCGUUUUUUGACAGUUUCGACAAGGAAGCUCACGCCAGAGUUGUUUCUGAAAAUCCAGCGGCUAAAAUAUUGUCGUUUCUCCUGGAGGUUAGCCCAAAGCCUGAUUAGACCCGCUGUGGCACAAGGGAGUCAACUCCAGCUGUGGGCCAGAAUCACUGGACUUUUUUGUUUCUUUAGUUUUUGUAAAGGCUCUUCCUUGUUUUGCUGCAGGUUUUGUGCUCGAUGGCAGUAUUGCUAUCAGUGUGGGUCAGCUCACUGUCUCUGCUACAGAUGGGCGGCUGCUUUGUCAGCAACAGACACUCAGGAGGGGACCCGGUGGUAGUGGAUGAGCAGUCGGCUGCAUCGUUCCUGUCCCGCUCUCUGUUGUACAACAGCUGGGACUUUGAGCUGGUGGUGAAGGACAGCCUGGAGAGGGAAUGCAUCGAAGAGAUGUGUAGCUACGAGGAGGCCAGAGAGGUUUUCGAGGAUGACGUUCAGACGAAAAUAUUUUGGAAGGAAUACAUCAACAGCCAAGAAAACGUGCCCAAAGUGGACGUGUCGGCUUUGGUGGCCGGGAUCUUGGCUGUGGUCGUGACAGCUGUUAUCGCCACCGUGCUGGGAAUCUACUUCUACAAGAACAAAAAUAAGAGCAGGAGGAGGCGGAAUCAUGCCCCGGUGAGAAUGGCAGGAGAUGGGAAUCCAGCUCCAGAGGUGGUGCCCCUGGGUGGGAUCAGCGCCCCGCCUCUGCCCAGCUACCACGAGGCUCUGAAUCGCAGCGGACAGCACGACGCGCCACCGCCUCCUUACUCUGGGUUAACCUCCAUCAGAGCCUACCGCUCCAGCAGCCAGCCAAUGAAAGAAGUGCUGGGAGAGUUUCGUUUUACUGGGGUUUGCACCAAGUUGUACUUCUUUUGAAAGUGUGACAUUUAUGCGCAAUGUUUGUAUGUUGGAGAAUCAUCUUCACAUGAGACUGUGAAGCGGGAGAGCUUUUUGUGUGUGUGGCUGUCUUCUGCACUGUGUAAUGUACUGAAAAAAGAGAAUAUAAUUUUAUUUUGAGGAGACUUCGAGAGUAAUCACGUAAUAAUUAUACAUUUACAAAAGUUUAUUUGAAGACAUUUUACUAGUCUUGUAUUUUGACAAUUCAGGGAAUCAUAUUUGUAUUCAUCUGGACUGACAAUGUCAGCACAAGUAGCGAUGAUAUUAUAUAUUUAUCAUGUCAGUUUAUGAUUUAUACAUUCUUAUGAUACUCAUUUCAUGCUUAUUUUCUGUAGUGUACAAUAGUGCAAGAUGUGACGCUUAGAAAGCGAUCAUUAUCUCCCCAUUCCUGAGUCUAAAGGAGAGAAAUAAAGACAAUUGAGCACUUUGAUGAAAGGACAUCACUUCCAUUUGUUCCCUCGAUCUCCAUCUGCUCUAGUUGGAGGUGAACUGGAGCAGAUGGAUGUUAGCUCAUGUGAAGUUCAAUUUGCAUCGGAGGGGACCGUUUAGCCAGAUUGGAUCCUGUAAAUAUUUACAUGCGAAUACAUUUAAAAAGUAAUGUUUUAGCUGAGAAAAACAGAUCAGAUCCAAAUCGCUUAGAUGUCCGAAACAGGAAAACAAACGACUAAAUGACACAAGGAAGACACAACAAAGCAGCUCCUAAUCAGAAAACUGUCCUCUUUAAAUGUCUUCUGCGUUCAAGGCUUUACUUACAGAAGCAGAGUCUUCUUAGCCAAUCGUGGACCUGAGGUUUAUGCCUCUGAGCAUAUAGAGGGAAACCUCUAAUUAAAAAAACUCAGCUAUAAGCUAUAUUUGUCCAUUCUGUUAGUCUAAAUAAACAUUCAUAGAGUUUUCAAAUAUAUACUAUAAUGACCUAGACGAGAAGUACAUCUGUGCUGCAAAGAAAGAGAUUAAGACUGACGCAAAGAACUUUAAAAUACAUGUGAAAAAUAAGGUCCUUGAGGACUUUCCACUGGCUUUAAAACCAUUGAAUGGUUUCACCACACAGACGUUUUAUUAUCUGUGUAAAACAUAUUGCACGUAUGAUUAAAAGGCGAAAGAAAGUUUAAAGUUCAGUGAGUCAGAUUGUCUAAAAUAUAGACAACACUACAUUUAGACUCUAAAUGUAGGGUAUUUAACAGAUCAUGAGAUUUCAACGGGGCACCACUAGAUGGCGCUGCUGCUACAUGGACCAGAUGGUUCAUCUAUUUUUUAUCUAUCUCCAGAUUCCAGCAGAGUACAGCGUAGGAAAAAAGACAAAGCUCCAAGUGUCCCUGAAAACCAAGAUGGUGUUCAAGGAUGCAACAUUCUUGACCAUUUCUGACACUGGAUGAAAGAAAAUUAACUUUGGCAUUUACAAGAAGCCAUCCGAUGCAUUUGAAUGUUCGUUUAUCUCUGCUUUCUCCUCUAAAGGACGAACAUUUAGAAAUACUGACAUCUUCUCGCAUGCCCAGAUCCUCCGUUAGCACAUUCCUUUAGCUGCUGUGACACAUAUCAGACCCUCAUCUGAACUCAGAAACCUUAUUUGGUGUUUUGUUAGAUUCAUUUUUUGUGAUCUUUCAUCCGAUUUCAGGAAUGCCUGAAGAAGCUAAGCUGACCCUUUUGGUCAGACUGCUCUGUGGUAUUUUCCUUGUGAGGUUUAGCUCAGGCUAAAAGCUGGAGAAUGUGCUACGUAGGUUUUAUGCUUCAAAUCUUAGGCAUCAAAUGUCCAAAACAUUUGAUUAAUUUGUGAUUCAGGUUUGUCUCUGGACUUUACCUCUGAAGAUUUCCAGCAGUUUUUAUUUCAAAGCAGAGGAGGUCUUCUGGAAGAGCAAGUGCAUCUGCUGGGUUCCCAUCAACUAAGCGCAUUGAACAUGCUCAUUCUGGUGGGUUUUUCAAGUUUCUGGCUGAAAUUGUUGCAGGCCUGUGAUUUGGUUUGGUUUCCAGAGGGAGGAAAUGUCAAAUAAAAACCAAACAGUUACUCUCAAGUGCUUUUGUGUCAUGCCUGGGUCUAUUUAGUUUGGUUUUAUAAUGCUGUGGUCCUGCCAUUUCCUGCUUUAUUUUGAAAUAGUGCCUCUCCUCCUGUUUCUGGUCACUUCCUCUUGUGCCACCAGUCUGUCUUCCUGAUUCCUGACGUGGUCCACCUGGUCCUGGUUUCCCCUCAUGUCUUCUCACAGUCUCCUCUCGUCUUAUGCCGGUGUUUUGUGUCCGAUCAUUUCUAGUGUUUCAUCGUUUCUGUCUGAUCAGGUAACUCAAAGUUUUGAUUUGUUAUUCUCCAAGUGAGGUUCUUGUUUUCGUACAUUUUCACAGCCUUUUGGUUUUUCCUCCUUUCUGGAGUGAUUUUGUGUGGUCUGUUUUAUAGCUGCCUGCUUUUCCUCUGGUUUUUUGGAUUGACUAUGAUUUUUCAUUAACGUUUCAUAAUUUAUGAGUCCGAUUAGUAGAGUGAUUUUUGGUUUAUAGUUCUUUGUUUUCUUUGUAUUCUCUUUUCCGUUCUUUUGUAUUAUUUCUAUAUAUGUAAUAUAAUUUUUUAGACUACAUUUUUAGAUAGUGGUCAAUGAAUUGUGAUCAUUUAUUAAUGUUUUUUUAAACUUGUCCAUCGUGCUGCAGGUUGGCUGAAUUACAGAUAACAAUACCGUUUGGCUCAGAAACUUUAGUUGGCACAGAAUUAAAGCAAUAAAGUUAACCUUUAAAACAAACAUUUUCCAGGCGGCUCCUUUGAGGCCAACGCCGUGCAGGCACCGUGUGGCUGUUUCCUGGUCAAGUGCAGUGUACGGAGGGUCCAGCCCGGCCAAAAUCCAGCCAUAAUAAAGUUUCCCUCUCCAGUCAUGCAGACAGAUGACUGCAGGGUUCUUUAUGUUUUCUGGCUGGUUUUCUAGACCUGUCAACUGAUACAGCUUUAAGCCACAAAUAGGUCAAACAGAACACACGAAUCUGUACAUCCAAAACAAGCACACACACACAUAAGUCAGGUUGAACUUCAUUUGCUUUUUAUUAUUUUUCUUGGGUUUCUCAAUAAACUGAAACUGUCUGCUUUUUUCCCCUGAAGAUUUAGUUUAACUUUUUUUUUCAUAUAUAUCCACAAUCUGUUUUCUAUUCAUACCUGAUCAUAAAAGGGGAUUUUUGGUCAAGUAAAUCAGCAUUCACAAUCUGACAUUUUUAUUACAGCAGUUGUUUUUCACAAGCUCUUUGAAUGUACUAGUUUUGUAUUUAUUAUUUUUAGCAUCAUUAUAGCCUAAAACCCAUUUCCUGCUUAAGGGAAACCUCUCAUAACCAAAAAUAAUGAGAAAUGGUUCAGGCCUUUAGGGGAACCAGAACGUGCAUGAACAACAGAGCAGACUGGGAAUAAAAUACAGAAAAAAGCGGAGUGGCUGAUGCAGGAAAUCACUCCUGAUCAUUAAUGACAGUUUGGAAUGAGUCAUGACGAAUAACCGUCACAUGAAAUCUUUGCUUCAUGUGUUUUUUUCUCUAAGUUUUAGCGGAAAAUGUUUUAAAACAUUGGCAGGAGAGGCUUCCCUUCACAGAACUGAUUCCUAGUCAAAUCUUUAAAAAAAAAGAAAAGGAAAAAAAGGGCCACUUCUACUGACCCACACAUGCGUUUUAUGCAAAUCCAAUUGAUCCUCAGGAGGAAGAAGCAGGGGGAGUACGGCAAGUCGGAAGACAGAGAGGAACACAGACUUUUUUUUUCCAGACUGGAGGUUUAGAACCAUAAAAUAAGCUAACAACUUUUUUAAAAAGUAGUGUUUUGGUUAAAUCUUCAUGAUUCGGCUAAACUUACACAAUAUAAGACUGCUCAGCCUCAUAUUUGAGACUUUAUCCAUGAUUAUUUUACUUUCACUUGCUUUUUCUGCGAGGAUAUGAUAAAUCGCUUGAUAGGGUCCACCAUUUUCUUUUUUGAAGAGAUGAUUUAAAAAAAAGUCAAAAUAAAAACACUUCUGGUCGUUUCAUUCAUUUUCAUUUCCCAUUCAGCCACUUUGAAACAAAAUGUUAGCGCACAGCAUGGUAUUUGUUAACAAAAUAAACAUUCCCGAACAGAAAAAAAACAAGAGAAUUCUUCGACAAAGUGAUUUCAGUGAUAAAACUUUGUGGGUUUUUUUUUUGUUGUGACAACCCAUUAGGGUUGCAUAAGAUUGGGUUCUAGGAAUGAAUUUUUAUCAGAACCUGCCAAGCAAAAUGCUGAAUUUUGAAAAGGAAGCUUUUCAGUGCCAUUUUCCAUUGGGAGGAAGAGGAGACAAUUUAUGAAUUUUAGUAGUAAUUUUUAUUUUUAGAAGCUACAAAAAACCUGAUCUCAUUAAUUUCAACUCUGAUAAUAAACAAAGCCCAUCAGUCUGUCCUGUUUUGUCUCUGCAGGUGAACAUCUGUGGGUUUUUAUAGCAAUUUAUUCUUUGAAAUGAAGCGCCAGCAGACAAAUAAUCCACUUUGGUUAUUCUGACCCGGCCAUAAGCAAGGGUGAGCAUGCAUGUUUGUCAGCUCGGUGAAGGUACUGUGGACCUGUCCCGAGUCAGGCCCAUCCACCCAAAAAAGGAGCUGUGAAGAAUGGACGGACAGAUGGUUGCAAAGUUUGAACUGCCUAAGCUUCUUUUCUUAUUUCUGUCUUAUCUCCCACAGAGCAAUGAGGUAGUCCUGCUUAGCUUUCAUGUAUCAGUCUAUCUUUCUUUCCAUCUCUCCCCAUUUCCUAACGUGUGUUAAAAAGAAACACAUAGAUGGAAGUCGUGCUCACCUCCAAUUUCAUACAUCACAGUAGUAGAAAUAUAUCAUUUUUAAAUGGAAGACAUAUUAUGAGUAGGAUCCUCCCUUAAGGAAUUGCCCACAUAAGUAAAAAGGCAACAACAUAGUUAAGCCUUGAAAAUCUGCCUUUAGGCUUCAAGUAAAUGUGCACAGAUCCAGAUUUACUAACCCAAAUGAUCAGACUCUUAUUCUGAAAUGACAAUAGAAACUAUCUCAAAAAGCUGCACAGCAUCACACUUUAAUCUUUAACGCCUACGGUUUUUAUACAGAAUAUUCCUGAGACCGGCCCUGUUUUUCUAUUUGUUCAUUUGUUCCUUUCAGUGGUCAACACUGAACAGAGAAAUGUCACUGCGAUAUCCGGAAUUUAGAUUCACUGAUCCUACAACACGACUGCACCUUUCAAACUGUGCCAGAGGGCUACAAUUUCUCUUGAAUCCAACUAUCAAAUCAUAGCUUCAGUCAAAGCCUUGUACAGUAGUUUACUAACUGAUAAUCAGUAACUAGGACUUUCCAGUGCUGCACUCCAUUAGGUCCAUGCAGGUUAAACUCCCAAAGUCCUCAGCGAAGUAAUUUGAUUUAGGACAUUUUUGUGUAACCACCAUAAUUUUGAGGGAUAACAAGCAUCCAAUAAGUCCAUGACCUUUACUCAUCAAACAAAUAAAAAAGAAGCAGCUGAGAUUGAAAUAUCAAAAAGAAGUCUCACUCAAAAAGUGUUGUUUUUUUUUUACAUAAAAUGCACAAUUUAGCCUGCAAACAGUUCAUUUUUCUUACAAUAAGUCCGAUAGUGACAAUGCCAUCUAAUAGCACUCAUGGGAACCGGGCCUUGCAAACAUUAGGGCAGGUCUACUCACAGCAUUAGAACCUGUAUGGACAACUUUAAAGGGAUAGCAACGACUUCAGCAUGACUUUACUGUGGAACAGGUGCUGCUUUGACUUUAAUUCAAACUAUUCUAACAGAUUAAGAUGUCCACAUAAUACUAACUUAUUUCCAAACUCAAAUUUAGAUUAAAAAUGUACUAUUUAGAUACUCUAUGCAAAGAUUAAGAACAUUAAUCUCUUUUCUGAAGCCAUUUUGAAGGCGAAAGCUAAGUGGAUGAGAAUUACACUAGCGGGAUAACAUUUAGCAACUUACUACUUAUGGGAUCAUCUUUUUUCCUGUCCUCUAAACGGUUGAAGGAGAGCAAGAGCCGAAAUUUCUCCCUUGUCAUUUGCUUCUUUUUUUGUCUCGUCACAACCACUGAGGGCUAAGAGCUAAAUCAUAUAUUUCAGCUACCACUUCUUAUGCUGAAAAGAGCAUUUCCACCUCAGCCUUUAAGAGGACAAAAAGUCGCCAGCCGCUCAAUCUGUGGCUGCACACUGCAGCCUGAAGUCACCCAAAUCCCUUUUUUUGUGAAAUCUGAUUCAUUUCCCUGCUCGUUCACAUUUCCAAAUAAAUGCGACCUGCAUGGGGGUCCAGAGUGAGCCGCAUCACAGGCCUGUCUGUGCUCCAGCUCUCCAGGAACCCAACAGCUCUGGUUAGUUUGAGGUUUCAGGCCCCUUCUGUUUGAUCUGGAGGCUCUUAUCUGUCUUUGGCUUUGGAGCUUGGGACGUUUGUAGCCAAACUCGGCCAUUUUUUAGGAAAUGCUAACGAAAAUGUCUGGUUUCCGAUAAGACGCCUUGAGUUUGGCCUGGACAGGGCUGUCCAGCUAAGUAAUAAUGAAGUCAGAAACCUGGCUUCCUGUCCACUGACUGCUCUCUGCUUUAUCCUCCACGUGGUUGCGGUGGUUCUUUUGUGUAGCGGGACACAGAAAAGUGUUGUUUGCAGAGGAUCAGUGACGCUCAGGUGGGACGAGCGUGACCCGGCUGGACGGACAGGGGUCCCAUUUGAUGUGUGUGUGUUCUGGAUUUAGGACCACAUGGGACCACAUGUCCAUGUGUCCUGGCUCGCAUUUCAAAUCAAAAUGUCGAACCAGGCUGUGUUGUUCACACUGUCGUGAAAAGGUCGCAUCAGGGCAAAAACGUGGGAUUUGGGUCACCUCAGGCUGCGGGUGAAGGCGGCAUAAGUUAGUGGCAGCAAACCUCAGCUUAACAAAGGCGCCCGCCCUCAGCUGCCUCUGGACAAACUUCAGUCAGGGAUUUGGCUAAACGGACAAGCAAUAGAAGACUGAGAUGAAGAAAAGAAGCGAUAGUCAGAUGAAAGGUUUAAGCAGCAGCAGCUCUCAGUGUCGAUGGUCCAACGUUCUUUAGGUCUGAAAAAGCCUUUUGUCAAAUUAAGGCCUGAAACUUUCUCUCUGGAAACAAACCGCAAUACAUAUUUGGCUUUCACAUCGCCGUUUUUUGAAGUUCCAUUCACGUUGGGAGUCUUAGCUCUGUUUUCAUGGUGGAAUUCAGUGUGACUUGCAGAUGUCAUGCAAAAAAAGUCAUGCUGGAAAAGUUACCCUAAAAACUCCAUUUCUCUUUUUUGUCCAAACAAAAACUUUCUCUGGCUGAACACCUGCUUCUUUUUCUACUUCCAAGAGGUGGCGUGAGACGCUCAGACAUCUCCCACCCCACAACAGGGGCUUGAGUCCCUCCUCAUCCUUCCACAGGCCAGUUCACAAAUAAAUAGAAAAACGGGGAUGGUGGGAAUGUUUUCUCCCAACUUUUGCAGGGUCAAAAAAAGAAAAAAAAAGAAAAAGAAAGAUCGAUCUCCACGUUUCUCGUUGACCUUCUUCCUGUAUUUACAAAAGGAUCACUUUCAUUGUCCUUGUCCUGGUUUUAAUUGGUUUUUAUUCAUGCCAUGCAUAUUUCUAAACAGGAGGAACAGUCACAGAUGCAGAGAUCAGGGGAGACGUGAUCAGGCAAGGAAAGACAUAGGAGGAAAGUAGAGCACGAGGAGGAGAUCAUCUGUGUCUGGCAUCCAUUUUUUCUGCAGCUCACACUCGUAUCGACUCAGAGUUUCCUCGUCUGUGUACGUUUAGAUCUCGGGUGACUGUGUCUUUGGCAAAACUGGAGAGCUCUGGGCGUUUCAAACGAUCACCCGAAGGCGGCUCAGCUUGAAGGUGGAGCAGAUAUCAAACAGGUGGGGCUUUUGUCGGACGUUUCUGGGACAUGGCUCGCGUUUUGGGAUUGGGAUGGGCGGGAUUGGGCCUGCUGUUUAGAGAUGUUGGAGUUCAUUACAGGGGUGCAGGGCACCCCAGUGCAAACAGCGGAAUAGUCGUUGCAGGAGCUUGACAUCAGAGUGUGGGACACACUCAAAGGAAAUCGAUAGACGCGUAUGUUGUUUCUUCACAAAAUCGAGAACACUGAAGCACUGAUUUAGUCUGAAUAGUGCAGCAUUAUGGAGAGUGAGCAUACUCAGUCCUGAAAACUGUUGUUGUCUUAUCAUAGUUUCCAGAUCAUCUUGGAAAAUGAAUUCCAGUCUGUUGGAAAGAGGUGGAAUGUCUGGUCUCCCAUGCUUUGAUGGUUUCAGAUCUUUUUUUCUUUUCUUUUAUACUGCAUGUGAUGAUACCGUUAGGUUAGGAGUAUCUGAGAUACUUUUCUUUUUUUUUUUGUUCCUCGUUUCAUAGUCUUUCAGUUUGAGUAUUGAGAAUGUUUGUGGGAAGCUGAGGAGCAGCGCUUUAGAAAUUAAAGUUUUCCUCUUCUCGUUGAUUUAGAAACUCAGCACUGAGGAAGUGAUUUUGCUUCUUCCUUUCUUUUCCCAUCCUCCACAUCACCACACUUCUCUGUCUUGCCCAGAACUUUUCCUCCUCCAUCUCCUUUCUGCUGCUGCUCAGCUGAUAAACUACUCAGAACACAACAGUUCAAACCAUCUCUGCCCCGCCCCCCCAUAGAAAAGUGACCAUCAUUCCUUUUUCAUCACCAUGUCUUCUUCCAUGGUGAAGUCCACUCUCAGGUCUUUAAGUUUUUUGUUUUUUUUUGUGUUAGCCAAGGUACUCAAGUUGAGGUUUAGUUUUUGUUUUUUGCUGAUAUAAGAUCUCCAAAUGUGGGAAUUUGCCACGUCUCAUUAAAAACGUGGGACACUGCUAUUAGGAGAGGGUGGAAAAGCAAAAGGAUUCCAUCGGGAGAAGACAGGAUGCACACUUGCAUUUGAACAAGGAAAGCAAAACAGCAUUUUUGAAGGAAAGGCUAAAAAGAACAAAGAAACAAAAACAGAGCAUAAAGGACUUCCAUGAAUUGAAAAUGUACCUUUUCUUUCACCGUACCAUCAUGUUCACACAUACAGUACAUCGCUGAUGAAACAUGGCCGAACACAAACACAGUGGGACACGAAGAGAGACUCAAACACAAACAGGAUCUUUGUACGGAUGGAAAAGAAGGAAAAACAAGCAAAAACAGUGAAGGACAUUGAGAGGACGCAAAUUCUAAAAAUCCCCAAAAUUUUACCUUUGAAUUCUUCCACAGCAGCACAGGGACUCAGUGGGAUUUGUUAUGCAUAAAAAAAAUCCAGAUUCAUUUCCAUCUAUUUCAGACUAAUUGAGAAGGUGAAGAAUUUGCAAUUCCAACCCGCUAAUGUUAAAAAUAUCAAAUACCCCAAAUGCCCCAGGUAACUUUAGCUAUCCCCAAGGUCACCUGAUUAGUGCUGAGUGACCAGAACAGACAGUGGUCCGGCGCUUAUUUUAGACCGGGUUACGUUGUGGAUCAAGCCUGCCUUUAAAACAAAAGGACUGACACCAGCAAAAACCUGGUGGUAGUCCAGUUGUCGGCUUUAAGCAAAGGUGAUAGCUGCUUCCACGCUUCGGUCAAGUUUACAAAAAAUAAAUCAAAUAAAAAAGAACCUGCCGAUUUUGUCCAUGAGCGGAGAACCGCCUGUAAAUAUUACAGAGGUGUUCUUCUUUUUGGAGGGUCUGCGGUCUGAUUGGGACCACACACCGCAGGACUAACGGAAACCAAUGAGGGCGGACAUGUCUGGACACUCGGGGAGCAUUUUGGGAAGGCUCUAUCACUUUUCCUGGUCGAGAGUGAAUUUUCUGAAUCGUCUUUUUUUCCUUUUUAACUUAUUUACAUGAGUUCACAGUAAUUCACAGUAGUGCUUCUUUUUGCAUAUAUCUGCCGACGCAGAAUUUACAGAACAGAAUCCACGUCCCAAGAAAAAGUUGGGAGGGAAAAGGAUUGAUGCUACACCUGUUCCUGUUUGUCUUAGACUUAUCAGUAUGGAUAAAAAGCAAACACAUAAGACAUAGUUCCCCUCCCAAAAAGGGGCUUUCUCUCUCCAUUACGCUACCCCCAUUCGGUCUGAUCAGUAGCAUUUUGGCAUGCAUAACGGUAACUCAUACCUUCUCUUCUUACAUUCACAGAGUGAAGAGUUUUUUGUCCUGCAUGCUUUUUGCUAGUUCAUAUGUAUGCUUCUAAAUACAUACACUGAUGCAUUCUCUUAGAAAUGUAAAUAUUCUAUACACAUUCAUUAAUCUUAAAAUAGAAGUCGGAUGAUUACCCUUAUUGCUUGCAAUGGAAACCCAUGCAGAUUCUUACACAACACAAACUUUACAUAUGUACACAGUUUAGACCAAAGCAAUUAGUCAGCAAUUGCCUCUGGAAAUGACAGAUGCACUGAUAGGACAUGGAUGUUAAAGGGAAAAGAAGGUGAGGGAAAACUGAACUUAGAAGAAAUCAAACACAUAUGAGUGGAAAUCAACUUUCUGCCUGAGAAUAUAAACCUGAACUUCCACUAGUUUGAAACUUUCACACUAUAUUCGAGAGCUAAAUGACAACUUAUCAACCUAAUCCAGUAACACAAGGAACUUAAAUUCUUGCUUGAACAGUAAAAAUAGAUACAAAUAAAAUUUAUUUGGGAUUCUAUUUGCAAAAAAUUAUUCUUUCUUUUUUUGGCUGAGAGUUGAUGAGGAAUCCCAUACAAAAAAACAAACAAAAAAAACAAACACACAUGUAAAUCCUACACGUUUAAAUUAAAAUAAGAAUAAUUAAGGAGUAACAAAGCCUGUCUCCACUAUAGGAGCUGAAAUGAUUUGCAUAAAAACAUGUUCAAAGACAAUCUGUUACAUAUAUUCAUUUAGUUUAGAUCAGAGAUCUGAAUCUACUCAAAUAAAACAAAUCUAACUGACCAGAAAGAUCUAAUGGUUCUUUGUUAUAUCUCCAUUUCUCUGAGACAGAUAUUGAGUGCUGAGAACAGAGAAAUGGAACAUACAGAAUAAGAAAAUAAUCAAGUAUAUAUAUAUAUAUAUAUAUAUAAUGCAGCUCCAAAUUCAAAGGACUUUCAACUUUAAAUAACAUGAGUGAUAAACAAACAAAAAAGUAGAAAACAAAUGACUGUAAAAAAUUACAUAAAUAUAUGUAAAUUUGAUAAAUAACAUUGAACCAAAACUGAAAUACUGAAGAAGCUAAUGGAGAAGGUCAAAGGAUAUGUUGAAAUGUUUUUUU
Menidia menidia (Atlantic silverside) is the source of this 12110-nucleotide messenger RNA. The record is from the annotation of a GenBank genome assembly. NCBI's taxonomy places the organism in Eukaryota, Metazoa, Chordata, Actinopteri, Atheriniformes, Atherinopsidae.